This is a messenger RNA of Macrosteles quadrilineatus (aster leafhopper), 1189 nucleotides long. RefSeq lists its product as uncharacterized. The record is from RefSeq and is a predicted model, not a curated record. The transcript is spliced from 11 exons. Gene Ontology annotation, molecular function: protein binding. Lineage: Eukaryota; Metazoa; Arthropoda; Insecta; Hemiptera; Cicadellidae. Bases 77 to 1171 code for a protein of 364 amino acids.
AGCGUUUGUCAUUUGUGUAUUUGCAGCCAUUGUAUACUCUCAUGAACUAUACAACGAGGGUAUUGUAUCAGAUACAAUGAUUUUAAGAGACCAUCGAGAUCAAGAGGAUCCACAUUGCACCCAUCAUAUCCACAAGCUAUAUCGUCAUAUGAAGUGUGAACCGGAAAUAUCAGCUGGAGCUAAGUGUCCAACAAACUACAAAUGUGCCACACUCGGAGACAGAAGUGCAGACCGCUGCUACUACGGUGGGAAAUCCUACAACGUAGGCUUCAACCUCACCAAUGCCAUGGUGGAGUUUCAUUCGCCCUGUAUACAGAGCUGCCAGUGUGUCAGGAUGUACGAGGGCCACACUAGGAGACAGAAGCGCAGACCGCUGCUACUACGGUGGGAAAUCCUACAACCCACACUAGGAGACAGAAGCGCAGACCGCUGCUACUACGGUGGGAAAUCCUACAACGUAGGCUUCAACCUCACCAGUGCCAUGGUGGAGUUUCAUUCACCCUGUAUACAGAGCUGCCAGUGUGUCAGGAUGUACGAGGGAGCUAGGUUCUACUGCUCCCACGACGUUCGUAGACCUAAAGUCUGUCCCGCACCUUCUGGAUGUCGUCACUACAGCUUCCUGGAGGACUUUACUUGCUGCCAAAGAGGGGUUGUCAGCUGUAACAAAGGGAAGCCAGACAGUGUCAAGUGCGUUCAUGGAGGCUUGUCCUACAGCGAAGGAGAAAAGUUCUUCCCGCACGACGACAUCACAUGUACUCAGUGUAUAUGUGCUUCUGGGUUUAAUGGCACCAUAGCACCGCCCUAUUGCCAGCAGUUCGCCUGCGACCUAGAGUUGUGGGGUGACACCCCUAUCAUGCUCACAAGGGGUUGUAUCCCCGUGUACCUCAGUGACCAUGGCUGUUGCCCUAUCAGCUUUAGAUGUCCAAAGCCAAGUGAUCGGAUUGUCAAAGCUAAAGACGUCAGUGUCAUAAAAUCAGGUAAACACUGCAGAUUCGGCAACCUGACGAUGGACGUCGGUGACAAACUCUCCCCCUGGCUGGAGAGGAAUACCAAGGAGGUCGAGUGUUCCUGCAGAGUUCCCCCCAUGGCUUCGUGUGUCCGCCGGAACUUUACGAUGACACCCGAACUUCGCCGAGAAUUUGCCCGAGAGGGACUCGACAAUAAAUCUUAGAAACUAUAAAUUGUUAUA